Molecule: messenger RNA, 939 nt
Organism: Paramecium primaurelia
Lineage: Eukaryota; Ciliophora; Oligohymenophorea; Peniculida; Parameciidae
Source: the annotation of a GenBank genome assembly
AUGCCAAAUUCAUUAAUAAAGGUAACUAUUAAAAACACUCUGUUAUAAAUACCACAAUCUCAAUUUAAUCAAAGUGGAGCUACCUAUUAUUUAUCAUUAUCAGAGUGUACAAUCACUUAAAAAAUGAUCUAACACAGAUCAUAAUAAGCUUUUGGAAUGCUCUUAACAAAUUCAAUAGGCACUACUUAUUUAUUCUUUUCCAAUUUUGUAACCUUCCGUACUUAGUAUAAAAAAAUGAAAUAAUUUUGUAAACUUACAGGUUUUUUAGAUAUUUAAAUUGGGUGAUAAAUUGCUACCUGGAUUUUAUACAUACACAAAGAAAAAUAAGAAAACUUAAUAUACUGUUUAGAUAUAUAAAAGUGAUGAUUUCGAAUAAUGUUAAGAAUUGGAAGAUGCUGUUUAUAAUGAAUUAUAAAUAUUGAGAAGUAUUAAACAUUAAUCUUUACUUGAAUUAAAAAGUGUAUAUGAGAAUAAUAAGCAUCUUUUUAUAGUAUAUGAAUAUUAUAAAGGAGAGACUCUCUUUAAUUUAUUAAAUUCUAAUCUCUAAAUACAUGAAGUAUAAAUAGCAUCUGUAAUAUUUUGAAUAUUAAUAUUAGAUUAUAUAUUAAAUACUUUAAGUUGUUAAAUUUCUCAAUUAUCAUUAAUUUUAUCAUGGUAGCAUUAAUCCAUAGAAUAUAUUAAUCAAUACUUAACAUUAAAUGUUAUAAAUAACACUUAUAAAUUUGUCAUUCAAAGAAUACAAGGUCAAUGACAAAUUAGAUUGGAUUUUAAAUAGAGCAGUAGAGUCUUUUUUAGCUCCUGAAUUUUUUGAAGGAAUUGCACCAAAUAUAUCUACUGAUAUAUAUGCAUUAGGAUGUGUAUUAUAUUUUAUGACUUAUUAUGAUUCAAAAAAAUAUGAAGUAUUAUAAACAAAAUAAACUUUUUUAGAUUAAAAAAUGA